Molecule: messenger RNA, 818 nt
Organism: Arachis duranensis
Lineage: Eukaryota; Viridiplantae; Streptophyta; Magnoliopsida; Fabales; Fabaceae
Product: pentatricopeptide repeat-containing protein At1g63130, mitochondrial-like
Exons: 1
Coding region: 217-612 (131 amino acids)
Molecular function (GO): protein binding
Source: RefSeq, a predicted model, not a curated record
GAUAUCAUCUUUGUUCCAUGCUUACUGAUUGCUAGGUGCACUCAAGCAUGUUAAGUUAAAGCAUGGCACAGACAAUAUUAAAGAUCUCUAGUAUGAAUUUUCUUUAUACUUGGAUUUCAGUUUGUCCCUUUGAAAUAAUUGUGAGACACUUGAUUUAAUCGAGGUCAACCCGCUAAUAUAGUCACUUACAGUUCUUUGCUGGAUGCUUUGUUCAAUAUGAAACAAUAUGACAAGGCACUUAUGUUAUUCAAUCAAAUAAAAGAGUGUGGCAUUGAUCCAGAUAUAUAUACAUACACCAUACUUAUAGAUGGCCUGUGCAAAAGUGGAAGACUUCAAAAUGCAAAAGAGAUUUUUCAAGAUCUUUCCAUUAAAGGCUAUCAUCUGAACACAAGGACAUACACUGUUAUGAUAAACGGGCUCUGCAAAGAGGGCCUACUUAAUGAAGCAUUGGCCUUAAUGUCUGAAAUGGAAGACCAUGGUUUCUCUCCGGAUGCUGUAACUUAUGAAACAAUUAUUCGUGCUCUGUUGGAAAAAGGUGAAAAUGAUCAAGCGCUGAAACAUCUUCGUGAAAUGAUUGCUAGAGGCUUAUGGAAAUGGCAAGAGGAGAAAUAAAUCAACUCAAAUUAAUAGAUUUUCUGUUGUAACUGGUGGGUUAGUGCUUAAGAUGUGUUGAUAGUAAUUAAGAGCUCAUGAUUGGUCUGGUGAGCAACUGUGCUUUAUUUGACUGAAUCUUCCUAGAAUUCUUCUAAAAGACAUGUAGUGGCAAGAUUAAUGACGUAGAUAUAUGAUUUUCACUGCCAUCUUUGAAACAAAUACAU